GUUUAACCUGCUAGUGGUUGGGGUUGUGGUGGUGGUUACCACCAUGGUGGGUACGUGCAGCGCUAACUUCUACGACGAUUUUGAUCUAACAUGGGGAGAAAACCGUGCAAAAAUAUUCAAUGGAGGGCAGCUUCUGUCUCUUUCGCUGGAUAAAGUGUCUGGCUCUGGCUUCCGAUCCAAGAAAGAGUACAUGUUUGGCAGAAUUGACAUGCAACUCAAACUUGUUUCUGGCAAUUCCGCUGGCACUGUUACUGCUUAUUAUUUGUCGUCAGAAGGAGCAACACAUGAUGAAAUAGAUUUUGAGUUUCUAGGGAACGUGAGUGGUGAGCCAUACAUUCUCCAUACGAAUGUGUUCAGUCAAGGUAAGGGCAACAGAGAGCAACAGUUCUAUCUUUGGUUUGAUCCCACAACAAAUUUCCACACUUAUUCUAUCAUUUGGAAGCCCCACCACAUCACAUUCUUGGUUGAUAACAUCCCAAUAAGAGUAUUCAAGAAUGCUGAAUCAGUUGGUGUUCCAUUCCCAAAGAACCAGCCAAUGAGAAUUUAUUCGAGUCUGUGGAACGCAGAUGAUUGGGCCACAAGAGGAGGUUUGGUGAAAACCGAUUGGUCCAAGGCACCCUUUACGGCCUAUUACCGCAACUUCAAGGCCACCGCCUUCUCCGCUACUUCUGCCUUCUCCAAUGUUGUAACAUCAGAGAUACAGGGUAGCGGAGAAGACAGCGUGCUCGAUGCCUAUGGCAGAAGAAGACUCAGAUGGGUUCAGAAGUACUUCAUGGUCUAUAAUUACUGCAACGAUCCCAAACGCUUC
Messenger RNA from Arachis ipaensis, 808 nucleotides. Its product is annotated as xyloglucan endotransglucosylase/hydrolase 2. Gene Ontology annotation, biological process: xyloglucan metabolic process; cell wall biogenesis. NCBI's taxonomy places the organism in Eukaryota, Viridiplantae, Streptophyta, Magnoliopsida, Fabales, Fabaceae. Gene Ontology annotation, molecular function: xyloglucan:xyloglucosyl transferase activity; hydrolase activity, hydrolyzing O-glycosyl compounds. Gene Ontology annotation, cellular component: cell wall; apoplast. The record is from RefSeq and is a predicted model, not a curated record.